AUGCACAAACGGGUUCGUGAUGUCAGAGGAAUCCAGCCUUGCUACAGGAAUGAUGUGGCUCUAAUAAUGAGAGAACUUGAUGGUAGUGGUCUUCUUAAUAGAUGUCCUGGGAAAAAAAGAAUUGAACGUAGGAACUACUUCAGCCGUGGACCAAAUUACACUUGGCAUAUUGAUGGAAAUGACAAAUUGAAAUUCUUUGGAAUCUGGGUACAUCUUGGUAUUGAUGGAUUUUCUAGGAAAAUUAUUUGGCUUAAGGCUGGCACCUCUAACCGACAGCAAACCUUCAUUGCAAGGUACUUCUUUGAUGCCAUUCAGGAACACAGUGGUUGCCCACGAUUCAUAAGAGCAGACAGAGGGAAGGAAAAUCUUCUCGCCGGACAGAUGCAAGUGGCAUUUCACUUCCGGGAGUCUAGUGAUCAAGGAAGAGAUUCCUUCAGAGUGGGGACAUCGGUACAUAAUCAGCGAGCUGAAUGCUUCAACAGUAUGCUGAAGAAAACAUGGAUCAAAAAAUGGCAGGUGACAUUUGAGGCCAUGAUGCAGUCUGGCAUGCUCGAUUUGGACAAUCCUGUACACAUAAAUUGCCUGCAAUAUACACACCUUCCCCUUCUUGAGAGAGAGCUGGACCUAGAGCAAACACUGUGGAACACUCAUGACAUUCGCAAGCAAAGGAAUGUUCCAGGUCCAUUUGGGAAACCAGACCUUCUCUUUUUUUUCCCCACCCGAAGCUUAUCCCAUGAUGGUCGAGAAAUUCACCACAGUCCUUGA
Messenger RNA from Carassius carassius (crucian carp), 765 nucleotides. RefSeq lists its product as uncharacterized. The coding region runs from base 1 to 765 and encodes 254 amino acids. Lineage: Eukaryota; Metazoa; Chordata; Actinopteri; Cypriniformes; Cyprinidae. Gene Ontology annotation, molecular function: nucleic acid binding. The transcript has 9 exons. The record is from RefSeq and is a predicted model, not a curated record.